Molecule: messenger RNA, 3156 nt
Organism: Pocillopora verrucosa
Lineage: Eukaryota; Metazoa; Cnidaria; Anthozoa; Scleractinia; Pocilloporidae
Source: RefSeq, a predicted model, not a curated record
CUCUGUUGCUAGACAUAAGGCAUUAACAACAAAUAAGCUCUUCCUGGUAGAGUCAUUACCAGUUAUCAGCUUACGGUUACGAUAGCGAGAGACAUUUCGAUAUUCGAGUACUUCGAGGAGAUGAAAAGGACAUAUCAAAAUGAGUUGGUCGACUGCUCCUCGACUAAGAGGGCCUUUGCGGCAAGCUCUCAGUCGCAGGGAAAGCGAUACAUAAUAACCUCUGCCGCUGUUAGGAACUGCUUGUACGAAAGAAAACAACUGGUGUUCAUCGACGCAAACAAACUACUAAGACUGAAUUUUGAGGGCUUUAACAAGCAAUUAUUGUGUCUUCUCUGUAAGAAAGACUAUUCAGAACCUUGUCCCUUACAUGGUUUGGGCCAUGCGAUCGUAGACAACAAACGUCUGCAGGGGAGCAGAGCUAUGAAGUCACUCCCACCGGAAGUGAGUUUGUGCAGAUCAAGUAUCCCUGGGACCGGGUUAGGAGUUUGUACUAGAAAACACAUUCCUGCUGGCACCUGUAUUGGGCCAUUUGAGGGCAGGAGAAUCCGACCAGAGGAGGUCAAACCGGGCAUGGAUACGUCGUAUAUGUGGGAGAUUUUUGACGGCAGCAAGUUAACUUGUUUCAUUGACGGCAGUGAUGAAGAGACAUCAGGCUGGAUGCGUUUUAUCCAGUGCGCACGCUCAAAAGUUGAACAAAACCUCUAUGCGUUUCAGUACAAGGGCGAAGUUUAUUAUCGUGCAUUCAAAGACGUUGCUGUUGGUAAAGAGCUUCUUGUGUGGUAUGAUGAACGAUAUGUACAGCAUUUUGGAAUACCUUUUGGAUAUCAGAGCAUGUCCUUCGUCAAAGAUUUUGAAGAUGCUCGGCCAAUGGUAAAAGAGCAGACAGGGGAUAACAAAUCUGCGCAGCAGAAACCUGUGUGUGCUCCUGCUAGUUUACUUCCCAGACAAUUAUUAUCUGACAGCGAUGUAGAUGGUCAGCGAUCCUCUUCUAACAGUGACGUAGAAAGUGACGUCAGUGACCCUGGAAAUACAUUAGUGCCCUUUCCCAAAAAAUCUCCAGAAAGGGAAUUUACUUCCUGGCGGUGCCAGCAGUGUCGCAAGACCUUUACUCAGCGGGUGGCCCUACAACUUCAUGUCUGCCCAUGCCAACCAUCCAAGCCUUACCAGUGUGGCCAGUGCAGCUUAGCUUUUUGCAAUUCUUCUCAGCUCCGUGCGCAUGUCACGUCGCAUUCCAGUGAAAAACCAUUUAAAUGCGGCUUCUGUUCGCGCGCUUUUGUCGGCGCGACAACACUAAACAAUCACAUCAAAUCUCACUUCGGGCAGAAGCCUUUUGGCUGUGACAAGUGCGGAAAAACGUUUUCUCAGCCUGGACUUUUAUCCAGGCACCAAAGAAAUCCCCGCGAAUGUAAAAGCGACGUAUCCCCUCUAACCGUCAAUAGUAUCGUAGGCGUUCUGGUGACAUCUCGUCUGACUCAGUCGACUUGUUUUAUGUUCUUGCAAAAUGUUUACACGAUUAGUUUUGAUAAUGUCCCUGGUAUUUACCUCUAUGUCGGCAUCUUUACGAGAAAAAUGAACGAACCUUUUGGAGGAGAGAGCGUAAGCAGUGUGUAUCAGCCCGUGACUAAGAAAGUGAAGCUCACGCCUCCUUCAUCCAAAAGCGCACCGGUUUCAAACUUGAAACAGUUAUCUUUUACUAUGGCUGAUGUACAGAAGUGCCUUUUCAACGUAUCUACUGUCCAUCCAAUUCACAGCCGUGAAGCCUUAGGAAAGAAAGAUGGAGCUGGUUGUUUUUGGUGUGAUGCUAGCGCAACAGACCCAAGCUUUAACUGCCCGCAUCAUAAAAAUGAAACCACUGCCACGAAGCAGACAAGUCAAUUGUCUCUCGCUUUAAGAUCAUUUCCGCCGGAGGUUGGCUUGUGUGUAUCCAGCAUUCCUGGGGAAGGAUAUGGAGUCUGUGCUAAGCAAAAAAUUCCUAUCGGGGCAUGGAUUGGUCCCUAUGAAGGAAAGUUUGUGAAACCUGAGGAAAUUUCUUCGACUUCCAACACUUCUUACAUGUGGGAGAUUUUUAAAGACGGUAAACUGGCGGGCUUUGUGGAUGGUAGUGAUGAAGAGUAUUCCAGCUGGAUGCGGUUCAUCCGCUGUGCUCGUCACAAAGGGGAACAAAACCUGUUUGCCUUCCAGUACUUGGGCAAGGUCUACUAUCGUUCAUUCAAGACCAUCCAGCCCGGACAAGAAAUGCUGGUGUGGUACGAUGACAAAUAUCCUCAGUACCUUGGCGUUCCAAGCUCAAUCUUUGAUAUGGGUUCUCUUACAGUCAAUGGAAAGUCAAACAAUCCAGAUGCAGCAGAAAUUGUGCGCUUGCCGUCCGAAACCUUGACACAAAAUCAGUAUCCCCCUACCCCUCCCAGCUCAGUUCCUUCUCCUGGAAGCCCACAAUCACCAAACAGCCAGCCAAUCAGCCCUCGCCAACACUCACCUUCCAUGCCAAUCGGUGGAGAGCCUUUGAAUGGUUUUCAGACGGAAGUGUCCUCCGCCUUCGACUUUUCCUCUGUCACUGCAGCCAACUUGUCCAAUCCACUUCCAUCGCCAGAAAGCGAGAGGAGCAAUCCUCCCUCACCCACUUCUUAUGAAAACGGGCAAAACAACGCCACUAAAAUCAAUCAGCCCGCGUUUAGUAGCAUCACAGAACUAAGUUUGUGGAAAUGCGGCCAGUGCAAAAAGUCCUUCCCUCAAAGAACCAUGCUCCAAGUUCAUGUGUGCAAUGAAGCCCCAAAGAAGCCAUACCAGUGCGGCCACUGUUCACUUAGCUUCGCCCACCCAGCUCAGCUGCGCGCUCACGCUGUCAUUCACGCCAGUAAGAAACCAUUCAAGUGCGGAUACUGUUCACGUGCGUUCGCUGGGGCGACCACAUUGAACAACCACAUCAGAACACACACCGGUGAACGCCCCUUUGUUUGCGACAAGUGCGGAAAGAACUUUACGCAAGGAUCACAACUUAGCAGACAUCAGAGAAUACCUGGAGACUGUGUGGUACGAGCGUGAAAGGAAUGGAAACAAUUAACCUUCAUCUGAUAGUUUUUAAAACUUUGAGUGUUCCUUAGGAAAGCUCAUGGCUCAGAUCUUAGAUCUAACUGUUUGUUGUGGCAAAGUUUGUAG